AUGUCUACGAGUUUCGAGAACUCUGCUAUGAAGAGCAGUUUCUCGUUGUCAUCGCUAAGAAGCGCGCAGGCACCGCCAGGCGGUCGCUGUGAACAACUCGAGCGGCCCUACCAUAGUCUUACUAAGAAGAGGAAAGAGCCGUGUCGAGAAGCGUGGCGUAGAAGUUGGGGUUCGGCGGCGAGUGGCGGUAGCGCCGGCGACGACCUGUGGCCCUUGCUUCAGCACCAUUAUGACUACAUUAUGGACAACCAGAUCAUCGAUUCUUGUAGAGAGGCAAACGGCGAGCUAUUAUCGCACAACUGGAUUUCGUCGCAGGGCGGGCCUAGACUGCUAAAUCCCACAUCCGGCGCAAAUCGCCAGUGGUCGUUAAGCCAGCUUAUCGGCGAGUUCUCCGAGUUGUGCCAAUGGCUCACACACGUUCAGGAGGAAAUAUACUCUAGUCCCGAAAACCUGUCCAGUAGAAAGCUGAGGAAGAGCCGUAUGUCAGAGUUAAUAACGGUGGAGCCGCGGCGCACCAAGUUCAUCGAGCAGGCUUCGGCAAUACUUGAUCGUAUUCCAGAAGCAGGUGGUGAGGUGACAUGGCGAAUGGAGCACCUGAAUAUGAAAUGGGAGAGUCUCCGCUUGUUACUGAGCCCUGAACAGCAGCAAAAGGACGGAGACUGUUCUGAUACUGUCGACCCCGCCCACGAGCUGCGUUGCCUGCGUCGCUGGUUACAUGUGAUGGAGGGUCGGCUGCCUCCGCCGUCACUCGGGGUCACACGCUCGGCGCCGUACCACGAGUUGAUCAGGAAACUAAGAGAACAUCAGGUAGGUGCUCUCUCGGCAGAAUACUAA
Parnassius apollo (apollo) is the source of this 834-nucleotide messenger RNA. The record is from the annotation of a GenBank genome assembly. Lineage: Eukaryota; Metazoa; Arthropoda; Insecta; Lepidoptera; Papilionidae.